Molecule: messenger RNA, 410 nt
Organism: Dicrocoelium dendriticum
Lineage: Eukaryota; Metazoa; Platyhelminthes; Trematoda; Plagiorchiida; Dicrocoeliidae
Source: the annotation of a GenBank genome assembly
AUGGCUACCAAUUGCGAACGAAUGGACAGACGACGUCAAAUGAACAUUCAAGUAGAUCACAUGCUAUUUUUCAGAUCAACAUCCGAAGACGACUACAAGUUGAUUCAGUGCGGCGAAACAAUAGUUCACCAAAUUCUCCGGAGCAAUCAGAGGUUCACCUUUCAUCAUUCUCUUCCUGUUCAUAUCCAAAUCCACAUUACUCCGGCGCUUUAGUGGGCCGCUUCUCACUAGUUGACCUGGCAGGAAGUGAACGCAGUGUGGACAACUUGAGCACUUCGGACAGAACCCGACAAUUGGAAAGCGGUGAAAUUAACAAAAGUUUACUUGCGCUCAAGGAGUGUAUUCGGGCAAUGGGCAAUCGUACAAGUUCCUACCUUCCGUUUCGAACGAGUAAAUUAACUCAAGUUAGU